AUGCAUGCCGUCACAAUUUCCUUCCCUCUCAUCCCCUACUUGCCCACCGCGUUCUCUGGCUCCACUCUCUGCGCAACACGGAGCUCGUACUGGGACUGCGGGUGCGGCUCUUUCGAGUGUACCUGGCUGGCGCUGUUGCAGUGCACAGACGGCGCAGGGAACCUCAUCGCUCUUCCGCUUUGCAAGCCCUCUCCUAGCUCAACGGAUGAAAGUUUGCUCGUCGGCACGCGCAAAGACGUCUGCAUGGACUGUAAGCGCUACUUCCGCAUCUGGGGCCUCCUCUAUGCAAGUGUACGCGCCAUGGGCACCGACAUCUUUAUCACGUCCCUCAUCAUUCGCCGCAUCCCGCUUGAUCAGGGGCUCAGCAGCGCAGCCCCUCUCCGCAUCCGGCGUAUCCUCAUUCAGUCCUGGUGCAAGGCCAUGCUAGACGCCCAAGGGUAUGAACUUUCUCUCCACAGGGAGACUGUUGACGUGCACACCCAUGAUCAUGUCCUGACUCUGCGGCUCAAAGGCAGCGCCGGAGCUGCUCCAAGUCUCAUCCCCCGCAUGGAGGAGAUCGAGGUACACAUUGCUCAAGGAGACCGCACCAAUGGUCCGUGCGCACCUCCGCUCUGA
Trametes versicolor FP-101664 SS1 is the source of this 615-nucleotide messenger RNA. RefSeq lists its product as uncharacterized. Lineage: Eukaryota; Fungi; Basidiomycota; Agaricomycetes; Polyporales; Polyporaceae. The record is from RefSeq and is a predicted model, not a curated record. Bases 1 to 615 code for a protein of 204 amino acids. The transcript has a single exon.